Protobothrops mucrosquamatus (brown spotted pit viper) is the source of this 1269-nucleotide messenger RNA. Its product is annotated as cytochrome P450 2K6-like. Lineage: Eukaryota; Metazoa; Chordata; Lepidosauria; Squamata; Viperidae. Gene Ontology annotation, biological process: xenobiotic metabolic process; arachidonate metabolic process. The record is from RefSeq and is a predicted model, not a curated record. Bases 1 to 1269 code for a protein of 422 amino acids. The transcript is spliced from 9 exons. Gene Ontology annotation, cellular component: intracellular membrane-bounded organelle; cytoplasm. Gene Ontology annotation, molecular function: oxidoreductase activity, acting on paired donors, with incorporation or reduction of molecular oxygen, reduced flavin or flavoprotein as one donor, and incorporation of one atom of oxygen; iron ion binding; heme binding.
AUGAGAUUUCCUCCCACAGAUUUUGAGAAUUUCAGUAAACGCAAAGACCACCCCCCAGGACCUUCUCCAAUUUCCUUGAUAGCAGGAAGACUGUUGGAAGGGACUUUCUUGUCAGAGAAGACAUUAAUAGAGCUCGCGCAGCAAUAUGGGAACGUUUAUUCUCUGUGGGGUGGAAAUUAUUAUAUUAUAGUCUUCUCUGGAUACCAGACAGUGAAAGAAGCAUUAACUAAACAUGCAGAAGCCUUUGCUGAUCGCCCGGUUACACCAUUCAUAUUGACUGUCUGCAAACAAAGGGGUAUUGCAUGUUCAAAUGGUCACGUGUGGUUGCAGCAAAGGCGGUUGAGUGUUGUUACCAUGAGGAAGUUAGGCCUGGGGAAAAAAGGCCUGGAAACCCAAAUACAAGCUGAGGUUGAGAGAUUUUUGGAAGACUUUGGAAAUAAAAAAGGACAGCCAUUUGCCCCAUCAGUGUACAUUACACAUUUUGUUAGCAAUGUGAUCUGUGCUGUAGUUUUUGGACAUCGUUUUUCCACUGAAGAUAAGGAGUUUCUGGAAUUGCUGGAAUCCAUGGAUAUUAUUUCAAAAUUUUUAACAAGCUUUUCCCACAUCAGCAAGGAUGAACCAAAUUCUACCUAUGAUGAAGACAACUUGGUUCAUUGCAUUGGUGACAUCUUUAUUGCUGGGACAGACUCAACUAGUAGUGUUCUGCAAUGGGCAUUGCUACUAAUGGCAACUCAUCCAGAUAUCCAAGACAAGGUCUACAAGGAGAUAGAAACCGUUUUGGAUCCGUCUCACUCCAUCUGUUAUGGAGAUCGGAAGAAUCUGCCCUACACCAAUGCUGUGAUUCAUGAGAUUAUACGAAGCAAAUACGUCACAUUCUUUGGACUACCAAGAAAAUGUGUGAAGGAUGUUUACCUCAAUGGAUUUCUCAUUCCCAAGGGAGCUAUGAUUUUUCCCGACCUGCGCUCUGUUCUCCUUGAUCCUGAACAAUGGGAGACGCCUGAAAAAUUCAACCCCAACCAUUUUUUGGACAAAGAAGGACAUUUUGUCACUAAAGAAGCAUUUAUGCCAUUUGGAGCAGGUGCUCGGAGCUGUGUGGGGGAACUCUUUGCAAGGAUUGAGAUCUUCAUUAUGUUCACCAGCCUACUGAGGGCAUUUAGGUUGCAACCCCCAGAAGGAGUGGAGAAGCUCAGUGAAGAACCAGUAUUAGGAAUAACUCUGCAUCCCUUUCCUUUUAAGAUCUGUGCGGUUCCUCGCUCCAGAACGCCAUAG